Molecule: messenger RNA, 1083 nt
Organism: Daldinia childiae
Lineage: Eukaryota; Fungi; Ascomycota; Sordariomycetes; Xylariales; Hypoxylaceae
Exons: 2
Coding region: 1-1083 (360 amino acids)
Cellular component (GO): nucleus
Source: RefSeq, a predicted model, not a curated record
AUGCCACAAGAUCCAAAUCUUUAUGGGCAACGCCCCACCAAGCGGCAAAAGAAGGGGGUCCCACUUUCGGGUUCUCUGGACUUUGCUUCUCAACUAACCUCCCUCCUCUCAACGUCCGCCUCCGACCCAUCAUCAGCGUCAUCUUCCGCAGUAGCCUUCGGCCGCGCCCGCCCUUCCAAAAACAAAGACGACAUAUUCUCCGUCAAAGCAAAACGGAAAGCGGGUACAUCCACCUCCACCUCCACAGCAGAAAACGACGGUAAAGAUGGCGCAAGAAUCCAGCUCAAAGAGGUCCGCGGCACCGAAGACGAGAAACAAGACCUCGCGCGUGCGCGCCGCAAGAUGGAAGAGAAAGCGCGGCUGUAUGCCGCCAUGAAGCGCGGGGACUACAUCGCGAAGGAAGGCGAGGCCGCGCCCCUCGUCGACUUCGAUCGCAAGUGGGCGGAGCGGCAUCCCGAAGACGCCGAUAACAACAACACGUACUCGAGCUCCGGAACAGACGACUCGGACGCAGACGACGCCGACCAGGAAAUGGUCGAGUUCAAAGACGAAUUCGGACGAACCCGCCGCGCCACCCGCGCCGAAGCAACCCGGUACGAGCGACGGCAACACCGCAGCGCGCUCGGCGCGGCAGAGCUAGAAAGCAUGGCGGCGAAGCCCACCAAGGCGCCCGAGCGCCUGAUCUUCGGAGACGUGAUCCAAUCCGGGGCGUUCAACCCGGAAGACGACACGCUAGACAAGAUGGAGAACCUCGCCGCGAAGCGGGACAAGUCGCCCACGCCGCCCCCCGACACGCAUUUCGACGGGCGCGCGGAGAUCCGGACCAAGGGGGGGGAGAUGGAGGCGCUGGAGAGAGAGCGGGAUAACACGGAGCGGGUGCGGAGGGAGAGGGAGGAGCAGAAGGAGAGGCGGCGGAGGGAGAUCGAGGAGCGUAGGAAUAAGAUCGGCGUGAGGCGCGCGGAGAAGAUGGCGGAGAGCUUUUUGGAUGGCCUGGCAGGCGAGAUGGGGACAUCUGGGGCUGGUGGGAAGGGGAAGGAGGAGAAGGAGUCUGAGGAGGGGAUGCGGAAGAGUACUGGUUCGUGA